Messenger RNA from Chaetomium fimeti, 1852 nucleotides. RefSeq names its product putative cytochrome P450. The coding region runs from base 252 to 1772 and encodes 506 amino acids. Gene Ontology annotation, molecular function: heme binding; oxidoreductase activity, acting on paired donors, with incorporation or reduction of molecular oxygen; monooxygenase activity. Lineage: Eukaryota; Fungi; Ascomycota; Sordariomycetes; Sordariales; Chaetomiaceae. The record is from RefSeq and is a predicted model, not a curated record. The transcript is spliced from 6 exons.
CUAAGUCCGCCGCCCCGGGUCCGUCUCGGUUGGCUCAAGCAAUUGUCCGCCGCCACGGGCUCGGGUCAAGCAAUGGCAUGCCGAAUAUGCGAGCCCGGUUUACACCCCGGCCGAUGCCCGCAUCAACCAACGUCCAUCUAUAGUCAUGUGCACUUACUCUGUCUGAGCGCGAGCUUGGGUUGUCCAUCACAUUCGUGCCCCCGAGCUGUUACCAUUUUCACACCUGCCUUACCAUUCUGUAAGAGUAGAAAAUGACGAGCAAGCUAGAAAACGCCUUUUCAUCCAUGGUGGUGGAGCUGCCGUCAACCGGCAUUCCAUCCCAGUAUACCAGUGUGGCUUUGGGUGCCCUCGUUCUCUCCGCCAUAACCUGGUUUAUAAAGGCUUCGUGGAGUGAAGACAGCUACCAUUUCCGUAACGGUGCGGGACAGCACAUCAAGGUGUUCCCCAAGGACACGCGCACCCUCCGCUACAGUAAUGGCAAAGAGGUAUCGGAACAGGGAAAACAGCUGGCGAAGGACGAGCCGUACUUGAUGCCCAACAGGCGGUAUCGAGACCUUGUCCUUGUCACACCGGAGCAGUUGAAGGAGUUCAUGGCCGGGGAUGGCAAAGACCAUACAAAGCCUCGUGGCGGAGGCAUGGGAGAUUAUGCCUGGCGCCUUCUAGGGCAGUGCGUCGGCCAGCAAAGCGGCACUGAAAAGUGGAAGACGAUGCGCUCGCACUUCGAUCCCGAGUUCUCUCACCAGGCCACUCUCCGAGUUGAGCCCGUCUUUAAAGAGUCAAUCGACAAUUGGCUCGGGCAUCUUUCUGCGUCAACUUCAUCAGCCUCCUUCUUUGUUCAGGACGCCGUAACCACAUGCCGUUCUCUCGCACUUCGGCUCUUGGCGGUAAUGUCAUACGGCGAGGUUAUGGACGAGGAGACAUUCGCUAAACUCGACGACAUGACCAGUCUGCACAGACAGAUCAUGGGUGCCCUUGUGUUCAACACGAAGCUCAUGUCAAAAGCCUACAACCUGCUCCCCACCGUGCAGAGACGACAGUUACAAACCUUCAACCGCGGAUGGAAGCAGUUCAACUUGGAAGCAGUGCAGCGGGCCAGGAAGCUCUGUCUAGACUGCCCAGUCGAACGAAUAUACGCAGGCGUCGAGCAAGGUGACAUGACCCUCGUCGAGUAUCUCCAAUCCCUCGACGAGAUGCUCUACACCAACAUCGACAUCACCGGCCUAGUUCUCGCCUGUCUCCUGACCAACAUCGCUUCCCACCCAGAAUUCCAAGCCCGACUACGGUCCGAGAUCCUAGAAGAGAAGCAAAAGCCGGGCUACACGCCGUCCGCCUACAGCGCCAAGCAGGAGACGCUGUUGAACUAUGUCACCUUGGAGUCCAUCAGACUCAAUCCCGCCUUGCACUUCUCUCCCGUCGCAUGCACAGCCGAAGACAAGACCAUCGGCGGCUACCGCAUCCCCGCGCUGACGACCUGUACCACCGACGUGUGGCGGAUCAACACGGACCGGGGCGCGUGGGGCGCGGACGCCGAGACGUUCCGGCCCGAGCGCUUCGCCGGCGUGAACCCGUCCAGCUACCGGUAUUCCUUCAUCAAGUGGGGCGUCGGGUCCUCCAAGUGCAUGGGCAAGAACAUGGCCGACCUGCUGCUCAAGAUGACGGUCGUCGCCGUGCUGGAGCGGUUCGAGCUGCGCCCCGCCGAGACGGAGGUGGAGAGUGAUCGGGAUACGAUUACGAAUAAGCUGCGGUCGGGGAUUGAGUUUCGGAGGGUUUGAGUUGGGGCUUGUGUUGACUAAUUUACAAGUGGGCGGAUUCUUGGGUGAGGUCAUGGCAGCAUGAUUAGCAUCGGGUAAAU